AUGCCUGAAUCCAUGGUCCUCAAAAAUGACAUGAAGGUUGUUAUUGAUUUUGAGGUCGAAGGUGAAGGUUACAGUGACCUUGAAAGCUUCCUGCACGCGGCGCAUAUCGAGCGGAAGGCGUGUCACGGUCCCCACUGCUCGGGUCCCGGCACCGGGGAAGUAAAUUCUGCCAUCGUGAACUUGGCCCUGCACUAUAAUGAUGACCUCUGUCUAGAGAUUCUGCUCACUGACUGUAGUAAACACGUGACCCAGGGGGAUGAGAUCGUCUGCGGUUCCAAUGGACACACCUAUGAAAACCACUGUCAUUUUGCGCAUGCGCGAUGUGAAUACUUUUUCAACCAAGAACACAACAAAGAUGUGCAGUUGUCUGUGGCAUACAGAGGCGCAUGUGCUGCCACCACGGUGGCCCUUGCCGCCAUGACAACCACUUCCGGUGCUGCUACAACCGCGGGCGGAGUGACAUCAGGCGUGCCCGCUUCCUCCUCCAUGAUGACGACAACGUCAAUAAUGGCCUCGACAACAAUGAUGGACUCGACAACAAUGAUGCCGACGUCUACGACGAUGGUGAUGGCGACCACGGAUCCGGUGAACUCUAUUAUUGCCAAUGUGUUUUGUCAACAGAUGGACUCUAUCAACUGUUCCGGAGGAUUUAAUGUCGUCUGCGCAUCGGACGGGAAGUUCUACCCGAAUGACUGCGAGCUGUCCAAAGCUAAAUGCCACGACUCCACCAUAACGCUGGAACCCGACGUGUCCAGAUGCUCCGCGCCUUAAGAAGUUUUGUUUUGUGAAAUGUUAUUUUCUUCACAAUAUUUUCCUGAAUUAUUAAAUAGCCCAAGCUAAA
Mya arenaria is the source of this 841-nucleotide messenger RNA. RefSeq names its product tomoregulin-2-like. The coding region runs from base 1 to 771 and encodes 256 amino acids. Gene Ontology annotation, molecular function: protein binding. The transcript has 5 exons. NCBI's taxonomy places the organism in Eukaryota, Metazoa, Mollusca, Bivalvia, Myida, Myidae. The record is from RefSeq and is a predicted model, not a curated record.